UUCCACUAGAAGGUAAGUCCAAGAGGGAAGAGGCUUUGUCUAACCUGUUUGGGGCUGUGAUUAGAAUAAGGCACAUGGGAGGCAUUCAGGAAACUUGUGAAAUGAGUGAGCAAUGGCAUAUCAAGCCUGCACAAUAAUUGUUUUUAAUUUCAGUACUGAGAAGGAGUUUAGGAAAGGGUUUGGAAAGGAGACCACUGAGAAAAAUAUUUGCUUGUUUAAGAUGAGUUGAAUCAUGCAGAUAUCUGUGGCAAGAGUCUGGGACCAGCACAUGCAAAGGUCCCGAGGCAGGAGCCCUUUGCUUGCCUGAUGUUUUCAGAAGGUGGCAGGGAGGCCAGCAUGUCUGGGGAGGAGAGGCUAGGGGAGAGGGGUAGGAAAUAAGAAUGGUAACCAGACAGAAUUUAUUCACCUCUCCACCCCCUGCACCAAGAAUUGUGUACAGAACAUAGUAGGUGUUCAGGAAAAAUGUGUUGAACGUUCACAUGUGACACGUUAAUGCCAAAGCAGGGAAUGGUAGAGAAAAUCCUGAAUAGACAAAUUAAGUUUCCUCCUAUCCCAGCAGAGUGGAGGGCUUGGAAUAGAUAUUAGAUAGAGUUGUUAAACUGUCACCAGUCAAAUGGGGAUUGUGACCUCACAUAGCCAUGAGGUGAGCUACGAUUCAGCCUGCUGCCCAGGGCCGGCCUGGGUUUCAUGGGUGACUUCACAAUGGCCAGCGUGGUGCCCUGCCCACCGCCACAGUCCCAGUCCACCAUGCUAACCACCCUGUGGCUGCUGCUCAGCUUUGCUGUCCCCUUGCCAGGGUUCUAUGUCUCCUUCAGCUGUCCCAACGAGAAACAAUGCCAAAGAGCCCUCCUCUCGGACAAUGACGUCUUCUUGCCCUGCAACUCUUCUGGGUCACAGUGGUACUUCUUCCUGCAAGACGGGACCAGCUGGUCCCACACACUCUCCAGUGCUUCCAACAUAGAAAUCAUACCUGACAGCGGCGUUCUCAUUCGGAGUCCGUUGCCCUCCCAGACGGGUUUCUACCACUGCCAGGACAAGGACGGCCUCCAAGUGGUACAGUAUGAGAUUGACUUCCAGGAUGUCAGCACCCUGCACAUAACACACAAGGGACUGGGUCAGAAGCCCCUGCGGAACGAGAGCCUGAGUCUGGGUGGCAAAGGGAUCGUCUUCACCCGCUGGGAGCCCUGGCAGGACUGUAACCGCUGUGGGGGGCUGGGCGAGCGGAAACGCCUGGGGUACUGCUACAUCGAGGAGCCCCUGCAGGAACCCAUGCCCUGCUGGCUGUAUCUGGGAGGUAGGAAGGUGUGGUCCAGCCGCAUGCGGCCCGAGAUGCAGGUGGACGCCUGCCACGUCCCGUGCACGGCACUGACGUCGGAUUACGUCCCCUUUGACAACUUUGAGAUCACUGAGGAGUCGGGAUCCGUGUGGCUCACCUGCCCCCUGGGAUCUGUCUACAGGCCCAUCCUCUGGGAAGCCGACAACAUCCCCCUGACCUGGCAGAGCCAGCUCUCCAGCCAGGACUUGGACACCAUUCUGGAACCUUCCAACGGCGGCAAGCAACUGCGGGUCUUCCAGCCGGCCAUUUACAAGUGCUUCGUGCAGCAGGAGCUCAUGGCCCGGUUCAACCCCGUGCCCUUUCCAGGCACGGCGGAGACUCUCAGGGAAGAGGAAGGCGGGCCACACCGGGGGAAAGGCAAGACCCAGGAGGGGAAGGCCAGCUCCAUCCUCAAGGGGCUCAAGUUGCUGCUGCUGCUGGGCAUGGUCCUGGGCCUGCUGGGGGUGCUGCUCAAGAUCUUCCACCCUUCCCAGGGCAAAAGCAGUGACCAGGUGCUGCUGGUGAAAUGAAGCAAGCCCUCUGUGCCCAGGA
Messenger RNA from Neofelis nebulosa (Clouded leopard), 1867 nucleotides. Its product is annotated as protein FAM187B-like. The record is from RefSeq and is a predicted model, not a curated record. The transcript has 2 exons. The coding region runs from base 688 to 1845 and encodes 385 amino acids. NCBI's taxonomy places the organism in Eukaryota, Metazoa, Chordata, Mammalia, Carnivora, Felidae.